GAUAGAUUCCAAACCAACCCCUCGAAAAUAUCCUUUUGACUCACUCUCUCUCUCUCUCCACAUCCGAAACCGACUCCACUCCAUCCAAAUCUCACCAUUCAAUCAUUUCACAAAUCCCCUUUUCACUCACAAAUCCUUCAGAUCUGACGAUCAAACCACAAACAAUGGUCGUUAACAACCGGCCAUUCAAAAACAUGAAAAGGAGAGUAACCGCCGAUCUCAACGACUUUCUCACCUUCCCUUCCGCCGAACACGCCGCCGGUAAACCCUUCAGAACCACCGUACGCGAGUUUUUACUCCGCCACGCGCUGCUACCGCCGCCGUCCUCGGUCCUACCGCACCUGCUGACGUGGCAGGUAUUGUUUAGGGUUGGUGAACAGAACGGUGAUGAUUCGGUUUGUCUCGAUGUGGUGGAGGAAGAUGUGAUCAGAUCUAGAUCUGUUUAUUGUGAUCAGUGCCGAGUUGUUGGAUGGAGUGGGAACCCAGUAUGUGGGAAGAGAUACCAUUUCAUAAUAAAGGCUGAUGGGGCUUCCAUUGGUGCCUACAAUAAGCCAUGUGCUGCUUGUGGUGCUUUUCUUCAUUUGUCUGACCCAAGGUGCAAGUCAUGUAACCAUGUCAUGACUACUGAAGAUAUCGAGGAUUGGAUGUAUAACCAGUUGGAUUAUACCACUCAUCUGUUACAUGGUGUGGUCCAUAUGAACGGUUAUGGUCACAUCCUCCGUGUCAAUGGUAGAGAAGGCGGAUCUUGGCUCCUUUCAGGCCGUCAUAUCAUGGACUUCUGGGAUCGCCUUUGCAAAGUUCUUGGAGUCAGACAGGUGAGUGUUAUGGAUGUAUCAAAAAAGUACGGUUUAGAGUUCCGGUUGCUUCACUCAGUAAUUAAGGGUCAUCCAUGGUACGGUGAUUGGGGUUACGAGUUUGGUGGCGGAAGUUACGCGAUUACUCAUGAAGCGUACGAUAACGCAAUUGAAACCCUUGCAAACAUGCCAUUAUCUACCUUGUCUUCUCAAGGGCGUAAACCUAGAACACGUUUACACGACUUGAUUGCGUUUUACCAAUCAUUGUCGGAUCAGGAACUUGUAACUAGUAGAGAUCUUUUCCGUUACUUAACUACAUUAUUACAUGACGCGAACAAAAACCGGACAAUGGUUGAUUAUAGGACAGCCAAAAAGGUUAAAUCGAGUGAUUCGAGGGUGGUGUGUGUUUGGAACAUGAGUGAUAUUGUUCGUGUUGAAGAAGCAAUGUUUAGAGUGUUGAAAGCAGUUAGUGGGUCUUGUUGGGUGAGCUGGGGGUCCCUACGUGGGGCCGUUUGUCGAGUGGGCCGUCCUGAGCUUUUGGAUUAUUGUCUUAAGGAACUUAAAGGCAAACGGGCAGCUGAUGGGAUGGUGGUUAAUGCACGAUCUAAUCCGGAUUCCGGUACUCUUGAAUACAGGCUUGAACCUGGUAGCAGUAUAGAUUCGAGCGAUGACAUGAACAAUUGCGCACUCACAAGUUGCCCAUCUGAAGAUACGUUAAUGCGAGAUCUAAAAUACUUAUACGAAGCUCUCCUCCACCCUCAGUUAAUGGUAAAUUAUAUACCUUUAACAAAGAGGGGUACGAUGGUAAAUUCAGCUAGCAAAAUUCUAGAUUGCAAGCAGUUCGUGAAGAACUACCACCCGGAAAAGUCAUUUUCAGAAGCCAACCCGUAUUCCAUCAUACUGUCAUGUAAACCCGUACUCAGUGAACAAACCGAAGAAAAUAUUAUAAACGCACCUCCUGAACACGUAAUCCUCCCCCCUGAUGCGACUGUUCAGGACGUAAAAGUUGAAGUAUCAAAAGCUUUUCAAGAAGUUUAUUUGAUUCUGAGACGGUUUCAAGGGGAAGAGCUUGUUGAAUAUAGAGGUGUUGAUGAAUCCACCCAAAUCAAGCUUCUGGUCGGGUCAAACACGGAGACGGCGGUCAACGUUCUCGGGAAGUGUCUAGGGAAGAACGGGUUAACUAGGUUUAGAAUGGAACGAGGGGAGGAAACGUGGACGUUGGAUUGUAGCUGCGGGGCUAAAGACGAUGAUGGUGAGCGGAUGUUGGCAUGUGAUGUGUGUGGUGUAUGGCAACAUACGCGAUGCGCUGGUAUUCCUGAUUGUGACGUCGUGCCUGCGCAGUUUGUUUGCGGCAAAUGUGGUGGCGGCGGUGGUGAGAUUUGUGGUGGUGGCGACGGUGAUGUGGUGGAUUCGGUUAGGGAUGGUGGUGGUUUGCAUUUUAGUGGCUGAUUUUGUAUAUGUUACCGAUGGUUUUGUGUUAUUUUGGUGUAUGAGGCUUUAUAUGUUCUAAUGUGGAGUGAAAUGGUGUAAAUAUUUUAGGUUAGGAUUGAUUAGCCUCUAGAAUAAAACACUAGCCGUUGAUCUUCUUACCAUAUUAUCAGAAACAAAUUAAUAAAAAAAACUUUAAAGAGCAUGAAAA
This is a messenger RNA of Helianthus annuus (common sunflower), 2433 nucleotides long. RefSeq names its product PHD finger protein At1g33420. The record is from RefSeq and is a predicted model, not a curated record. NCBI's taxonomy places the organism in Eukaryota, Viridiplantae, Streptophyta, Magnoliopsida, Asterales, Asteraceae. The transcript has 5 exons. The coding region runs from base 165 to 2243 and encodes 692 amino acids.